This is a messenger RNA of Dalotia coriaria, 2139 nucleotides long. Its product is annotated as HUWE1-associated protein modifying stress responses. The transcript is spliced from 3 exons. Lineage: Eukaryota; Metazoa; Arthropoda; Insecta; Coleoptera; Staphylinidae. The record is from RefSeq and is a predicted model, not a curated record. The coding region runs from base 613 to 1314 and encodes 233 amino acids.
CGCCACCAGGCCAUACUUGCUUCCCUAUCAUAUCUCGCGUAUACUAUGCAUGUAUUCCGACUCCGCUAGUCCACCAAUGCUUAGCGGAUGGGUGGAAACAUGGCCGUCGUCGUCGGUUGCAUUGGUUGUAUGAGUGCGUUGUAUCGAUAACAACCAUCGUUAUUCGCGCCAGCUGCAUUACGCUUAGUAACGUUUAGUGCCGGUCAUACCGCUCGUGUGCUCGUCAACGUCAUCGUAGAUAUCCCACAGGUAAUCCACGCUCUGUUAUUCGUUCCCGGAGUGCAGCAACAGAUUCCACAUCGUGUUCGGCCGUGCUACGCAGCGGCGACCAUUCCCUGUAAUCAACGUCGCACGCACACUCCCGUGCGCCGUAUUUAGAUCUGUACUUGGAUUUGCUCGAACGUUCCCAACAGUGCGGGUUGCCUCUUAGCACCGAGGUUCGAUCAUCGGCAGCAUCAGCCGUUCUCGAUCGGGACCUUCACCGCCUCGCCCGCGUGUAUUGGUGUGUGCGUUAACCCACACUCCUCUGUCUCUGUGACGCCUGUCUUUCCGGUGGUUGUUGGGCCCUCGGGGGUGGCAAACGUGUGAACACAGCUAAAAGUGUGCGGCAUCAUGAAUGGCGAGGGAGAUAACGACUCGUGGCUGCUCAACGGCUGGGAGCAGCAGUGCGCCGAUUCGAUUGAGGAGCAACCCGACGACGAACACCAGCUCUCGCUCGAAGCCGACAACUUACAUCGUAAGGUGUGGACCGUUUUCCAGGAUUCCGCUACCGCCAUUGCCCAACUGUACAAAGAUCGUAUAACAGCUGAUCCAGCCACGCUUUGGAUUUCCUUUCAGACUGCAGCUGGUACCGUGACGUCCCUUUAUAAAGAUUCGUGUGAUAGUAUACGACGUUCAAGUGAAAUGGGCAAGCAGUGCGGCUAUCAGAAGCGCAAUCGUGAACUGCUGAAUUGGGCGAAGCGAAAACGCACGUUAAUUCGCCGCGAAGACCUGCUGUCCUAUCUGUCCGGCAAACCGCCGCCACCACGCCGCGAGAACCACCACCAUCAUCACCGCGUCUCGCCACGGCCGCGCAACAUCUCGCCACCACCGAGCGUUAUGCACGCGACGCACAACCAGCCGCCGGGCGACGACUCGCUCAACACAUUCACUGAGGCGCUAGCGCGGUCUACGACGCGUCGGCCGCUUGGAGGUGCCGAUCUGUGCGCAUUCAUCACCGGCGAGAUUCAACGCCACACGACGAAGCGCCCUGCCAGCCCAUCGGACGUCACGAUGGGCAGCCCCUCGCACCAGAAGCGACCACGGUAUAUGUAGUUGCGCCGUUGUCGCCUUUUUGUCGUCUGAAUUGGGGGAUGUACAUUUGGUGAUAGAUUUAAGACAAACCAUUGUAUAAACGCGUGGCGGAAUCAACUUAUUUAUAUGCGCGGGCCGACUCGAGUGCGAACGGUUUCUAGGCAGUAAAAAGCUCUAAGCGUGGUUACGUAUGCUUUGGUUUCAUCUGGGUAUAAGCGCCUCGGCACGACGAAAACACCCCUAGGCCUUGUGUCAUAAUCUUUCGGAUGUUAACCCAAAAAAAAAAAACUAGAAACUCAUCUUGUAAGCAAGCAUGGCAUUCAUGACGAAACGAGGGGGUUGUUUGCGAUUUUCUGAAAAGUACUACACUGACAUUAUGAAUACCUGCAGCGCAGCAUCUGUUUCGAGCCUAUGUUCUCAAUACGCCUAGCUAUGUAAAAAGCAACGUUUUCUACAACUAUGACUAAGUCUAUUUAGAAAUGUAUUGAGUAGGUUUUAAUGAACGAAGGCGCCGUAUGAGGGCCGAAAGGAGGAGUGUUAUUUAGUUAGUUAUUAUUGGAUUCAACAUAAGUUGGGAGAACACCAAAACGCUAUGCUUUAAUCAUCAGUGAGGAGAAGAGAAAAUAGGAGACUUGUUUUUCUCGCUCUCGAUGCACGCUGCUGCGCGAAAUACAAGUCGCACAAUAUGGCGGGUUGAAUUAAUUACUAUUAAUCAAUGAAUGUUUUAUUUAGUUCUAUUAUUUCAAAAUAUUAUUACCAUCAUAUUUGAAACGGAGAAAAUGUAUAAUUACAUACUUAUUAAACAAUAAUAUUAGAUUCAAAAGAAAUAAAUUAUUUAAAAACUAA